UUGUAAUAAUCAUGAACAGACAGUGGGAUUGAAGUCGGAAGGUUGCACCCGGCAUCAAAAUAAGAUACAAGCAGCAGUGUAGGAUGAAGGUUUGUCAGACCGUUAUGUGGAAGGACAUUAAAAUUCCACUUCAUCUUUUCCCUGAAGCUUACAGAAUGACUAACAGCAUUGUUGGAGGCGUGCUUAUCCAGGGUUCUGGUGAAUGAGCUGCCUUCAGUUGUUGCAGGCAGUGUGGAUCUGGAUUGAAGGGAAUAGAUGCUAGACACAGAAGUAAAAGGAAUGGGUGAGAAAACAGCAGAACUGCUGCAUUAGUACAAGUCAUUGUUUCUUCCAUGCACAUCAUUCAGGAAACACCAGCUGCCGAACACCUUUCAUUGCAUAAUCCAGGAUCCUCUUCUUACUGGAGUUAAGCACUAAAUUCCUGAAGGACACCUGAAUCUACACCUGUAACAUCUGGAUUGCAUAUCAUUUCUUUGACUUCUGUCUUAAUAUAAGUCAAUGCUGAUUACAGAAGUUUGUUUGGAGAGAUCCUUUGUUCUCCUCCAGGCAGUUAUCAAUGUGAAGAUUUCAACAAAUUAUGAACAAAUUAUGAAAAUCUAACCUUUAUGUAAACCUUGGAGAACAGCAAUGGAGGCACUCUCUAGGGAAACACAAGGGAUGGAGUUAACUGCCUCGUGCAUUCUGUGCCUGCUCCUGUCUCGCUUCAUAACCACAGAGACUAAAGAAAUUGCCUGCAUGCCUGGCUGCCAUCCAGUAAAUGGGUUCUGUGAAAGUCCUGGUGAAUGCAGGUGCCGUACUGGCUGGAAAGGACAAUUCUGUGAUCAGUGUAUCCCAUUUCCCGCUUGUCUGCAUGGGAGCUGCACUAAACCAUGGCAAUGCCUCUGUGAAGAAGGAUGGGUUGGGAGCCUCUGUGAUAUUGAUGUUCACCCAUGUGCUGCUAAGCCCUGUUCCAGCAACUCUACCUGCAUUGAAACGGGGGACGGCGGAUACAUUUGUUUGUGCAGUCUGGGGUAUACAGGAAAAAACUGUCUUUUAAAAAAGGGACCCUGCAUUACAAAUGGGUCUCCCUGUCAGAAUGGAGGCACGUGCACAGACAACAAUGGCUUUGCAGCUUAUGCUUCUUGUCAGUGCCCUGCUGGAUUUGUGGGUAAUUACUGUGAAAUACAUAUAGACAUUGACGAUUGCAACCCUAAUCCUUGCAGAAAUGGUGGAAGCUGCACCGAUAUAGGAUCGAGAUUUCACUGCCAUUGCCCUUUGGGUUUUUCUGGGCGGUUGUGUAAUGAUCUCACCCCACUGUGCAGUAGUAAUCCAUGUGCAAAUGGUGGGACGUGUUAUCAAAUGGGAGAAAAAUUCCAGUGUUUUUGUCAGCCCAGUUAUACAGGAACUACCUGCUCUUUUCCCCAUAAAAACGUGAGCCUACAUAUAUAUGAGCGGAGAAACAAGCUACCUUCCUAUCAUAAAUCUCCACCACAUGAAGUACUUAAGAUUACAGUCAAAGAGACAAUUCACAAUGUAAAUCCACUCCUUAACAAAAGUCAAGUUAUCUGUUUCAUUGUGUUGGGGCUACUGACCUGUCUCACUGUCCUCGUCACCACCACAAUUGUGUUCUUUUCGAAGUGCGAGACGUGGUUUUCCAAUGCCAAAUACAGCCGCCUUUUAAGGAAGAAUAAAAACAUUUACAUGCAAAGAAGCCGAGAAGAGGACCAUGAUGUCCAAAUAAUAUUCCCAGAAGGAGUAAAACUUGAAGACUGCCGCAGGGAUUACGCUUCUACAUAAACAUGAGAAAUAAACUGUUUUGUUAGUGUCCAGGCUCAGUUCUCCAUGGGUGCUACUGGCAGAGGAUUUAGGCUGUAGGUCACCUAAAGCUGGAACCCUGAGGCUGAACAUCUCUCUGUUGCAUAACAUUAAUAAUAUCAUGAAAAAAAAAUAA
Messenger RNA from Xenopus laevis (African clawed frog), 1930 nucleotides. It is a transcript of the gene dlk1.S, whose product is annotated as delta-like 1 homolog S homeolog. The record is from RefSeq and is a predicted model, not a curated record. The transcript is spliced from 6 exons. Bases 628 to 1776 code for a protein of 382 amino acids. Lineage: Eukaryota; Metazoa; Chordata; Amphibia; Anura; Pipidae.